CUGUCUCCUCACUCCAGAACUGCAAAAGGAAGCAAUCACCAAAAUGAAGACUGCUUUAAUUUUGCUCAGCAUUUUGGGAAUGGCCUGUGCUUUCUCAAUGAAAAACUUGCAUCGAAGAGCCAAAUUAGAGGAUUCUGAAGAAAAUGGGGUCUUUAAGUACCGGCCACGAUAUUCUCUUUACAAGCAUGCCUACUUUUAUCCUCCUCUAAAACGAUUUCCAGUUCAGAGCAGUAGUGACUCAUCUGAAGAAGAUGGAAAUGGUGACAGCUCAGAAGAGGAGGAAGAAGAAGAGGAGACUUCAAAUGAAGAAGAAAACAAUGAAGAGAAUGCAAAUUCUGAUGAAAAUGAAGAUGAAGAGUCUGAGGCUGAGAACACCACCCUUACUGCCACACCUGGCUAUGGAGAGGAGACCACACCUGGAACAGGUUAUAUAGGUCUAGCUGCAAUCCAACUUCCCAAGAAGUCUGGGGAUAUAGGACACAAGGCUACAAAAGAGGAGGAAAGUGACGAAGAAGAAGAGGAAGAUGAAGAAAAUGAAGAAAAUGAAGCAGAAGUGGAUGAAAAUGGGCAAGGCAUAAACGGCACCAGCAGCAACAGCACAGAGGCAGAAAAUGGCAAUGGCAGCAGUGACGGAGACAAUGGAGAAGAAGGUGAAGAAGAAAGUGUCACUGAAGCCCACACAGAAGGAACCACAGUGGUUGGAAAGCAGGACAACGGUGGAUCUAAGACAACAGUCUCUCCGGAUGGUGGGUUUGAACGUACGACUCCACCACCAGAGCUCUAUGGGACUACCACCCGGCCAUCUGGGGAAGCCACCCCCACCGGAUAUGAGGGAGAGUAUGAACAAACAGGCACUAAUGAAUACGACAAUGGAUAUGAAGUCUAUGAAAAUGAGAAUGGGGAACCUCGUGGGGAUAAUUACCGAGCCUAUGAGGAUGAGUACAGCUACUAUAAAGGGCGCAGCUACGAUGGCUAUGAUGGUCAAGAUUACUACUAUCGCCAUCAGUGAAGACGCAGCCUGGGAUGAAUUCCUCCAUUCUGGCAUUUCAUGUGGCUACCAUUUUCAAAGUUCAACUCAGGAAGGUGCAAUAUAACAAAUGUGCAUAUUAUAAUGGGGAAUGGUGCUACUGUUCCAAAGUAAUUUUCUGUAAUUGCUUCUGAAAGUAAUGUGCUUCUUGUUGCUUUUCCCUGGUAUAUUAUUGAAAAGC
Molecule: messenger RNA, 1208 nt
Organism: Ailuropoda melanoleuca (giant panda)
Lineage: Eukaryota; Metazoa; Chordata; Mammalia; Carnivora; Ursidae
Gene: IBSP
Product: integrin binding sialoprotein
Exons: 7
Coding region: 44-1009 (321 amino acids)
Biological process (GO): extracellular matrix organization; bone mineralization; ossification
Cellular component (GO): extracellular region
Source: RefSeq, a predicted model, not a curated record